Messenger RNA from Cydia strobilella, 3429 nucleotides. RefSeq lists its product as uncharacterized. The coding region runs from base 132 to 1643 and encodes 503 amino acids. The transcript is spliced from 7 exons. The record is from RefSeq and is a predicted model, not a curated record. Lineage: Eukaryota; Metazoa; Arthropoda; Insecta; Lepidoptera; Tortricidae. Gene Ontology annotation, cellular component: nucleus; cytoplasmic ribonucleoprotein granule. Gene Ontology annotation, molecular function: RNA endonuclease activity; mRNA binding.
UAGAUUUUAUAGGAAAAACCAUAGGAAAACAUUUAUUUUAUUUAAACAUUCGCAUUGCAUUUUCAGACUUCAGUUCUUCAUUUAAGUUUCUUCAAUCUUUCAAGACAGUGGUAAAGAGCAUAUAGUAACGUAUGCGAAAAUGGGAAAGCCCGAACCUGCGCGCAAAUGUGUUAGUUAACGUUUUUCAUGGUGUAACAUUUCAGAACUUUAGUUUUGGUAAUAGCUCGACGACGACGUCGAAACCUUCAAAUUCAAACUUACGCGCAUGCUCUUCCACUAGAAUGAGUUCUAGAAAACAAGUCAAUGUGGCCAAAAGAAAAUGGUCCAAGAAAAAUAAAAAAAUAAAACAGCUGUUUGAACAUCUUCGCGAGAGCCACUCAGUUAUAGAUCUAGACGAGACUAAUAACACUGGAAAUAGGAAGCGGAAAUCAAGUUUGGUUGACUUGAGUGAAACUGUCAAGGUGAAGGUCAAAAAGGUGGAUCACAACUCAAGUGUUAUUGUCAUACACGACAAUGAUCAUUUGCCUAAUGCAACUCCACAGAAAAAGCCAAGUCCACUUCAUUGCUCUACACCUCUUGGCGGGAGACAGAGCACAAAUUUUAUAGAUUUAAAUGUGUCUGAAAUUAAAAAUGCGACAAACAACAAUGAUUUAUUAGAACACUUUAAUCGUGAAAUAUCAAAUUUAGCAUCAGACUUAAAAAGUGGGAUCCCUGUCAACAAACAGUAUAUAACAGUAGACCUCACCGGAGAGGUGCAGGGUACAAGUAAAGAUGUAAUCAAUGUCAAUGAUAGUGACUGCAUAUUAGUAUCGUCAAAUACAUCCGUGAGCUCGAGUAGGGACUCGCAACUAACAGUAAUAGAGAGACCCCAAAGUACAAUAUCCGAGGAGCGAACUAUUCGUAGGGUCGCUAAAGGUUUGAACGGCUUGAUAGCCAACCUGGACACUUCGUCCCAGGGCAAACUCCUAAAGAUGAUAACGCAGAACAUUUUCAGCGGCUGUAAUGUAGCUUUGGGUUUGAAAAAUAACCUUGAUAAUGAUAGGGUACCCCGCAUAGCAGAGACGCCCGAAGAUGUAUACAUCAAAGAGAUGUUCAAGGGUGACCGGCCCUCUAACAGCAGUGUUGGCAGCAACAUUUAUAACCCGGAGAAACAUGUAAAGAGGACUGGUCCUAGAACCAUAGUCAUAGAUGGCAGUAAUGUAGCAAUGGAGCACGGCAGAGGCAGAGAAUUCUCAGUAAAGGGCUUGAAGAUCUGUAUAGAUUACUUUGUGAACCGGGGCCACGAGGUCAGGGCGUUCGUGCCGAGGUUUAGAUGUAAAUUUGGCAAGAGUACCGAUCCUCGACUACUGGAUGCGAUGGAGCGGAGCGGCCUUGUUGUUUACACGCCGUCGCGCGAGGUGCAGGGCAAGACGAUCGCUUCCUACGACGACAGGUACAUAGUGCAGUACGCGGCGGCGGUGGACGGCGUGAUCGUGUCGGGCGACAACUACCGCGACGUGGCGCGCGAGCACCCGCGCUGGCGCGCCACCAUCGAGCGCAGGCUGCUGCCCUUCACGUGGGUGCAGGACAUCAUCAUGUUCCCCAGGGACCCGCUGGGGAGGAACGGACCCGCUCUAGAACACUUCCUCAGGCACGACAGCUAGCUGGCUAAUACGACCCGGUAGCUUCCUUAUUCAUCUAUACUAUGAAUUUUCUCAAAUGAUUUUUACGCCUGAGACCCUAAUCUGUUAGCGACAAUGUCCUUUAAAAAGCACCUAUAUGGUGGUGGUUUUAAGGUUCAAGUCUAUGUACAUCUAGCAUGUUUUGGUAAUGUAGGACGAUCGACCGCCUCGAUGUAGGCGAGCGCUCAUAUUAUUACAUAGAUUUGAACCUUAAAACCGAUAAGAUACGGUAGCUUUUUAAACGACGUUGUCGCUUUGACCCGCGCUCGAAACGGGAGAUGACCGCUCGCACAAAAGAAAUGAUGGCUUUUGUUUAACAGAUUAGGGUCUUGGGCGUAAAAAAUCAUUUGUGAAAAUUCAUACUAUAAGGCUAGGUUCACACAGCCUUAAUUUUUCCCGCAGGUAUACCGUAUACGGAAUUUUAUCGAAUACCGUAGUGACAGCAAAAUCUAGACUAGCCGACUUUUCGAGAGCUAGACGGCUUUCCCGCAUUUAUGCGAGCGUCAACGCUGUGAAAACGACUUUGAACGUUUCCUUACAAAUUUUACUGUCACUCCGGUAGUCGAUAAAAUCCCGUAUACGGUAUACGGGAGAAAUUAACGCCGUGUGAACCUAGCCUGAGGUCUCACGUUGGAUGCGGGGCCGUACGCCGCUCAAAUGUCAGCGGAACAUCACUAGGUAUAUAUAUGUAGUCAUAAUUAAUACAUAGUGGCGGCGAAAUAUUAGCGAGACAUCGCUAGGUAUAUAUCUACGCACAGCAUCAAAUAGAUUAAUAGAAUAGUAGCGGCCAAAGUGGCCAAAUACAUCGUAACAUACUCGUUAACAUAGAAAUAAGUGUUCCGAUAUGUUUGACCACUUUGGCCGUCACUAUUUAUUUCGUGCUGACUGGAAAAUUGCAUGGACACUUUAUAAAUGAAUUCAUUGACAAUGUGUCCAUGCAAUUUUGCAGCUUACUGUAAAUAAAGUAGCGGCGUCCGGAUCGGCAUCAAUGUGACACCCGCAUAUUCCCGUCCGCCUUGUCUUGUAUGAACGACGUCGGGCAGAUCAAAACGAAGCUACGUACAAAACCAAAAACCUCGUAUACUUUUAAGUCAUAUAACCGCUGUUUUUAUAUCCUAAAUAAUACAAUGAAAACUGAUCUGUCAUUUUAGUAUCAAGGAUAAAAGAAGAGAAUACAUAAAAUGUUAAAAGAUCUUGUGAAGAAAUUAGCGUGUCUUGCUCAAUAUUAAAAAUAGCUGAUUACACUUCUAUCUAAUUCUAAUAUAAUGUUAGGGGGCCUCAAACUUUAAAACUAUAUAUUUUUAUAAUUGGAACCCCAGGAUAAAAAGGUGUUUUUUUAAAACGUAUCGUAUAGAAUUUUUUUCUUUAUAAGUUUCUUAAUUAUACAAUGUUGAAUGUCCAAUGAUGUUUUAUAUCAAUUUUAAAAUUUCAUAAUUUAACCCCUUGAAGCCCAAAAUUUACAUCUUAGUCCCACGAACGAGACUAUAGCAAACGCGGUUUCAUACAAAUGUAUGAAAGGUCAAAAGCUCGUGGGACUUGGAGGUUUGUUACUUUGCCAAUACUUGGGACUCAAGGGGUUAAACCAAAUACCUAGAAAAAAAUCCUUGAGUUAAACGGUCAUAUACGUGACGUAUGAAUAAUACAGGACAUAGUUUAUCCGAGGCUGAAACGCUACUUUUUGUGUUUUAGCACUGAUCAAUGUUGAAAUAUUGUAAACUUUAUGGUAUUGACAUAAGGUUUAGUAUUCACUGCCACUGACCUGUGCUAA